Messenger RNA from Anopheles cruzii, 1002 nucleotides. RefSeq names its product small conductance calcium-activated potassium channel protein-like. The transcript has 2 exons. Bases 1 to 1002 code for a protein of 333 amino acids. NCBI's taxonomy places the organism in Eukaryota, Metazoa, Arthropoda, Insecta, Diptera, Culicidae. The record is from RefSeq and is a predicted model, not a curated record.
AUGUCCCUGCAGAAUGAUACCGAUCCGGCGACGCACUCGGGCUACGGUAGCUCAGACGAGACGGCCUCACUGCUGGUGAUGUCCAGCAACAACAGUAGCAGCACAACGACCACUUCCGGUGCGAGCAUCAUAUCGACGAUCAACAAGCCCCGGAUGGCGUCACACUCGUCCUUCAACGGGCCCACGAUGGGCACGAGCAUCGGGUCGCCCGGUGCUGGGGGCGGUGGUAGUGGGCUGAUGGUCAGCUCGAUGUUGGCCGGAGGUUCCGGAAGUGGCAUGAAUCCGCAAUCCACUCUCACCCCCGGUGUCUCCAACAAGCCCACGUUAAUGCGGCAGGAUCGUACCUCGACCUACCUGGCCAGCCCGCAGCUGUCGUCGACGGGGCUGGGCGGCUCGGAGGAGAGCGCCACCGGGGAGGACACGCAGCAGGACCAGCAGAACGCGCGCUCCGUGCCGGACAUUGAGCUGCACUGUCGGCUGGAGGCGCCCGCCAUUGCCGUGUCCGCUUCCUGUCACAGUGACGGCGGCGGUGGAGGCCGCCUUGCUGCCUCCGAUCGAACGGCCAGUGGUCCGGCGGGUGGCGGUGGCGGCCCCGGCGGCGGUUACCAGCUCAUCCCCUACAAUCGGUGUCGCGCGUGUCGCAACUGUGACCGCCGUGCCUCGACGACACCGAUGUCCUCGCUGCAGCUGACACGCUCCGUCUCGAAGGAGAGCGUCCGCAGCGCGGCCCUCCACAGCCGGCUCACCGUCCAACACUCGACGAUUCCGCCCGUACUGAUCACCUCAUCGCCCACGUCCGGCUCGCGCAUCAUCCGCCAGAGCUCGCAACCGGAAGCGAGCACCCUUUCCUGCUGCGCCAACCAGUGCUCGCACGCCUGUUCGAUGCCCAGUUCGUCCUUGCGGCAGCUCCGCGAACCCGGCGACGGAAUUGCCGGCAUCGCGGCCGAUUCCAUGCGAAUUAACGGCGGAAUGCGACAAUUCAAACAGGGCAAGAAAAUGUAG